This is a messenger RNA of Colletotrichum higginsianum IMI 349063, 276 nucleotides long. Its product is annotated as CSL zinc finger. Gene Ontology annotation, molecular function: metal ion binding. The coding region runs from base 1 to 276 and encodes 91 amino acids. NCBI's taxonomy places the organism in Eukaryota, Fungi, Ascomycota, Sordariomycetes, Glomerellales, Glomerellaceae. Gene Ontology annotation, biological process: protein histidyl modification to diphthamide. The transcript is spliced from 2 exons. The record is from RefSeq and is a predicted model, not a curated record.
AUGUCCGACGACAACAUCUCCAUCUACGACGAGAUCGAGAUCGAGGACAUGACCUACGACGAGGACAUGCAGAUCUACCACUACCCCUGCCCCUGCGGCGACAAGUUCCAGAUCGCCCUGGCCGACCUCCGCGACGACGAGGACAUCGCCGUGUGCCCCAGCUGCAGCCUCAUGAUCCGCGUCAUCUUUGACAAGGACGACCUCCCCAAGGACGACCCCGAAGACGACGCCGAGCUCGCGGGAGAGACCGCUGCUCAGAUCCCCGUCGUCGCUUGA